This is a messenger RNA of Phytophthora nicotianae INRA-310, 1506 nucleotides long. RefSeq lists its product as hypothetical. Gene Ontology annotation, molecular function: ubiquitin conjugating enzyme binding; ubiquitin protein ligase activity. The transcript has a single exon. The record is from RefSeq and is a predicted model, not a curated record. Gene Ontology annotation, biological process: positive regulation of proteasomal ubiquitin-dependent protein catabolic process; ubiquitin-dependent protein catabolic process; protein polyubiquitination. The coding region runs from base 93 to 1358 and encodes 421 amino acids. Gene Ontology annotation, cellular component: ubiquitin ligase complex; cytoplasm. Lineage: Eukaryota; Oomycota; Peronosporomycetes; Peronosporales; Peronosporaceae.
GAACCCAUGUUGCCAAAUAUGAGUGAUGGUCAUUUUCUCAUUCAACUCGAAGUUGACUACCAGAGCCAUUCCUCAACAAGCGUCUUCCCGACAUGGCUGCGACCACUCAACGCGUAACCAUCAUGCCAAGUGCACUUGAUGCAGUCGCUCCUGCCACCGCCACACCCAUCAACCACGAAGCUUUCCCCGUUCUCUGCCAGAUCUGCAUGGACACUGCAGCCUCCGUCUUCCAACUGUGCGGCGUCGACUGUCUGGCCGAGGUCUGUAGCCAAUGCCUCGUGCGCUAUCUCACUACCAGCGUCUACUCCUUCUACCCGGGCAUUCUACCCAAAGUCCGUUGCCCAGUGUGUCUCACUCUGCUUAAUAAAAACCAAUGGGAACAGUUCGUCCAACCUCCAACGCUAGAGCUACACGACACUCGAGAACCCGAACAGGAACAAACACAAGAGGAGCAACAGCAACAGCAAGAUGACAACAGACACGUACUGGAGAAAUACGUGAUGCUUUGUCGUCAAAGCUGCGGUUUCCAGAGUCCAUGCUGCCAUCUUUCAAGCUACACGAUGCUACCGGAACGAUAUGCAGAGACGGAGGUUGGAGACGACGAAGAUGCCCAAUUAGAGCUGCCUGUUGAGCAGGUUGAAGCUCUAAGCGAGUUGUAUCAACGCGGUGUAGAGUACUGCUACCAUCGUCAAGAUGCGACGGAAUUUUACAGGUUUUUAACAGAAAAGUUUAAGAAAAAUAGUGAGCAGGUACUGUGGAGACUGCUACCCAAUAUUGUGGACGAAGAGCGACGUGCAGCACUGCUACUGCGUCAUUUGAACAAGAACCCAGACACGCGUACAAUAUGCUGUGGCGUUGCUGUUUGCUUCAAGUGCAAGGCCACGAACCACCAUGAUGGAGACUGUCGGGACUUUAUUGAGGAGGAAAACGUCGUGGAAUGCCGCGGCUGUAGCGUCACAGUCGUCAUGGUGGACGGAUGUGACUCGCUUAACUGCCUUUGUGGGCAUUCAUUCUCGUGGUCCGAGGAGGUGGCUCGUCAACGUGCACAACGCAAGCUCCUUGCACCCGUAGAAAACGAUGAGUACGACAAGUGGUACCUCUGGCACUACAGAAUGAGUGAAGCGCUACAAAAGGUGACAAAUCUGUCGGCUACGCAGCGCGAGAUGCGACUGGACAGACUCGUACGUGAUCAUCGGCCACUAUUGCGUCGAGUGCUGCUCCGUCGAGUAUACCGCCGCCGACUGAGCAAGAAAGAUCCUGAAAGUGUCGAGGAGGCAGCGAUUAAGCUCAAAUCGAUGGCGGAGAGCCCACUGACGCCCGAGUCUCCGCUGCUUUCUCGCAGUGCGUCUAUGCCAUGAUCGUUAAAUGACACAAAAGAAUUUUAUGGUAGUAAAGCUAAGUUUGAAAAUAAUGCUACUCGUACAGUAAAAAAAAACACUAUUGCCUAUUGUUUAAUAAUAAUGAGGUGGUGUGGGUGAGGCUUCUCUCGCUCUAUGUCGACAACGA